GACUAGCCUGGCACUUGCUCUGUAGACCAGACUGUGUUGAAUUCACAGAGAUCUACCUGCUUCUGCCUUCCUGAGUGCUAGGAUUAAAGGUGUGGGCCACCAUGCCAGGCAAUUUGGUUUCUGAAAGAGUUUUCUCAGUAAUGUUCACAAAUUUGUGUUAGAGUGAUCUUUCCUUCCUCUUUCUUCUUUUCCUUUGAGAUAGAGUCUCACUGUGUAGUUCUGAUUGGCCUGGAAUUUGCAGCCCAGGGCGACAAACUGGUGGAGAUCUUCCUGCUUCAGCCUCUCAUACGCUGGGAUUACAUCAUGUGGUGCUACGCCAGGCUCCUUUUCUCUGAGACAGAGCCCGGCUUGUGUAACAUGGUGGUUCUUUAACACCAGUCUCCCACAUGCUGAUGUUACAGUCAUUUUUAACAAGAACCCUGAGGCCCACUGAAGACAGAGUUUGAUGAACCAGCCUGCCUCCAUUUUAGGCUUAAAAGUCUUUAUGAGGUCAUUCACUCCAAAGAAAGACUGCUCUGACCAGACUUUUCACAAGGACGACGCAUUCCUGGUCUCCAUGACAACGCACUCUGACUUUUCCGGUCCCGGAAGCCGGCCUCGGACUGCGCAUGCGUAUAGUCAGCCGGCGUUUGAUCCCGGAGGCUUCCGUAGGGCUCAGCAUGGCGGCCGCACUACUGCGAGAGUUGGGUGCACUGAGGGUACCUAACCUGAGGAUCUGGGCAACGCAGACGCUGCGGUAAGAGUCCUGCCACGAAGAUCUUGCAGGCUGCGCCUGAUCUGCAUCGAUCACAGUGCACUUGUGUGCCAGGCAGUACUUUCGGCCUCAGGUGGAGGGCGGCCCGACCCAGAACCCCAUAGAGACUGUUGCCUCCGGGGGCUCCUCUCGGUGUUUUCUGACCAGCCUCUCCCUAUUCCGGUUUUACCCCCGUCGUGCAUCCACACGAGUGCUUCUCUUGACAUUUCUCGCAAAUGGGAGAAGAAGAAUAAGAUUGUUUACCCACCUCAACUGCCUGGCGAACCUCGGAGACCAGCGGAAAUUUACCAUUGUCGGAGACAAAUAAAAUACAGCAAGGACAAGAUGUGGUACCUGGCAAAGAUGAUACGAGGCAUGUCCAUUGAUCAGGCUUUGGCGCAGCUGGAGUUCAAUGAUAAAAAGGGGGCUCAAAUCAUUAAAGAGGUUCUCUUAGAAGCACAAGACAUGGCAGUGAGAGACCAUAAUGUGGAAUUCAGAUCCAACUUACACAUAGCUGAGUCUACCUCAGGCCGAGGCCAGUGCCUGAAGCGCAUCCGUUACCAUGGCCGAGGUCGCUUUGGCAUUAUGGAGAAGGUCUAUUGCCACUAUUUUGUAAAGCUGGUGGAAGGACCCCCUCCCCCACCCGAAGUACCCAAGACAGCAGUUGACCACGCCAAGGACUAUAUUCAGCAGCUUCGCAGCCGGACCAUCAUCCAUACUCUAUGAGAUCUGUGCAGGUCAUCCUGGCUCCACGGUGUAUAUAGCUUAUGUUUAUUUUAAAAAGUAAAAACAAGUGAUUUUUAUCUGUUUCAUUGAA
Messenger RNA from Mus musculus (house mouse), 1550 nucleotides. RefSeq names its product mitochondrial ribosomal protein L22 (gene Mrpl22). The record is from RefSeq and is a predicted model, not a curated record. The transcript has 8 exons. Gene Ontology annotation, biological process: translation. Bases 1079 to 1459 code for a protein of 126 amino acids. Gene Ontology annotation, cellular component: mitochondrion; ribosome; large ribosomal subunit. Gene Ontology annotation, molecular function: structural constituent of ribosome. Lineage: Eukaryota; Metazoa; Chordata; Mammalia; Rodentia; Muridae.